Equus caballus (horse) is the source of this 2488-nucleotide messenger RNA. The record is from RefSeq and is a predicted model, not a curated record. Lineage: Eukaryota; Metazoa; Chordata; Mammalia; Perissodactyla; Equidae.
GCUCUGCGCCCCCGACCUCUCUUCCUCUCUCCAGUUAGAACCCACCCCCACCUACUCCGUUUCUCCUCUUUCUCAUCACGACUCCCCAGGUCCCCUCCCUCGGGUCUGCCCCCACCUCUUCCGCGUGCGCCCUACCAGGCACAGCGAGCCAGAACCGAGGUCCUCGGAGGGGACAGAGCGAGCCGCGGCGGCGCCGGUGACCGCGCCCGUGACCGCCGCGUCAGCGCGUUGCGCCCCAGUGGGCAGUGCGCUGAGCACUCCGCGUCCCUUGCGGGCCGGAACUCCAAAGGCUUUCCCAGCUCAGCGCUCCGGUUUCCGCCUCCAGAAAAUGUUUUUUUUACUCCAACCCCGACCCCCUCUGACCUGCGGUGCCAACCUGCGACUCUGUAACAGUGCCUUGAAGAGAAAGAGGUUGAUAAACAAAAUCGUCAGCUACUUAUUGUUGGUUGAGCAUUUCCUAGGCACGGUGCUAGGCACGGUGCCAGUGUUUUACAUGCGUGGCCUCAUUUAAUCCUAUCAACCCCCUAUGAGCUAAGUACUAUUGUAUUAUCCCCAUUUGUAGAAAAGAAUAAUAACAAUGAGGACAAUAAUGUAAUGGGAGCCCCAUGUAUUGAGUUCUUUCCAAGGGCAGGCACUUUUCACGUCAGCUUUUUUAACUCGUUAAUUCUUGAGGUAGGCUUUAUUGUCCUGUAUUCCAGAUGAGGAAACUGAGGGCCAAGGUCAUACCAUUAAGUGAGUGGCAGAGGCAGAAAUAACACCUAGGUCUUCCUUACCCCAAAGCCUGUUUGUGGAGUUCUGGGAGCCUCCUUCCUGCUUCCCGAGGGACCCCACCCUCUCCGUGGCGGUCUCCCUGCUCCACCUGAGCAGGGUGUUCUGUGGCUCCUCACCAGCCUGGCCUUGAACCACAGGCGCUUCACCAGCACGACGGCAGGUAUGGCAGGUGUGGAGCAGCAGGAGGGCACCGUCCAGGUGCAGGGCCAGAGCCUCUUCUUCCGGGAGGCUCGGCCGGGCGGUGGGCAGGCCGCCCGAUUCUCUGUGCUGCUGUUGCAUGGCAUCCGCUUCUCCUCUGAGACCUGGCAGAACCUGGGCACACUGCACAGGCUGGCCCAGGCUGGCUACCGGGCUGUGGCCAUUGACUUGCCAGGUCUGGGGCGCUCCAAGGAAGCAGCAGCCCCUGCACCUAUUGGGGAGCUAGUCCCCAGCAGCUUUCUGGGAGCUGUGGUGGAUGCCUUGGACCUGGGCCCCCCAGUUGUGAUCAGCCCGUCCUUGAGUGGCAUGUACUCCCUACCCUUCCUGACGGCCCCUGGCUCCCAGGUCCGGGGCUAUGUGCCAGUGGCCCCCAUCUGCACUGACAAAAUCAGGGCUGCCGACUAUGCCAGUGUGAAGACCUCAGCUCUUAUCGUAUAUGGAGACCAGGACCCCAUGGGUCAGACCAGCUUUGAGCACCUGAAGCAGCUGCCCAACCACCGGGUGUUGGUCAUGGAGGGGGCAGGGCACCCCUGUUAUCUUGACAAACCUGAAGAGUGGCAUACAGGCUUGCUGGCUUUCCUGCAGGGGCUAUGACGCCCAGCCCUGCUGACGGGAGUGGGCUGCUUGCCUGCCUUGGGCUCUCUCUCUCAUUCUGUCCCACUCCCUCCAUGGGCUCCUGCUCAUCGUGCAUAUGCAACAGGUGUGUCUGUCUGGCUAUCUGGGUUCUUGUUUUUUGGGGUCUGUCUGUCUUUUCCUCUUUCUUUUUCUCUUGCAGUGACAGACUGAGGAGGUGAAAUCAAGAGAAAAAAAUUCAAGGGACGUAAUCUGGUGGAGGGUAAUUCAUUAGUUGAGCUUCUCCUAUAGGCUUUCCUGCUGGGCUUGGACUCCUUCCUCUGCUCUGUCCAGCCUCCCCCUCCUGCCUCCCACCUCCUGCUUUGGCUGCUCGGGCAGGAUACUCACACCCCCUACCCCUCCCUCUUAGGCCACAGAUACAUACAUGCCCACAUGCAUGCUUAUACAAUGGAGCCAUCUGUGUUCCCAAAUAUGACCCUUCACUUGGGAGCAACCACAUGGUACAUGCAACUCUGGACUGACAUGCACACUGUCACGUGCAGCUUUGCAUUGCAUGCACAUACACACAUGGAUACUCGUGCUUCCACAUAAGCACUUGCACAGGCACAUAUGCCCUCCCAACCAUGCAGCAUCCCAGUGUCUGGGAAGGUGGAGACCCCAAGGGUCAGCUCUUGCAAGAGAUCCCCUGCCAGGCUUAGAGUGUGGCCAGCCCUGGACUCCAUUCAGCCACAGGUUGCAGCUGGCCCUAGACCAGAAUUGCCCCCCAAAAGGGGAGGGCCACCCCUUCAACCCUUAGAUCUCCCUGCUUUUCUCCCCCCUUCUGGGCGUUCCACACCUCCCCAGGUGUUUAGGCCUGGGUCUUCUCAGCCAACUUGUUUCCUGCUCUGAGGUUUGGGGGAUGGGGAGACGAGAGUAGAGGUCGGUGAAAUAAAGUGAUGCAAUUAGA